AUGAUCAAUUUCCAACGUCUACCUUGUUCUGAUGCUCGCCCUGUUCUGGUCCACCCUCUCCUUCAUAAAUCAAAACUUGUUGAACAUUUGGAUAAGAAACUUCAACAGCAACAGAAGGCUUCGGAGGACGAUGGAAAGGAGAAGUUUCUAGACCCACUUGGUGCUGCUUCGCCUCUUUCUGUUGAGAUAAAUGCUUCCUCUUCAUCAAAGACAUCCAAUUUGCCAAAAGAAAAGGCAAUCAGUCCUUUGGAUAAUACAUUGUUGACAAAUUCAAAUAUUCAAGAAGAGGAUGAAGAGCUUUGGAAAAGUGACCAAAUGUUGGUUGGAUUUCGUCAUUGGAGGGAAAUUAAACAACGAAUUUUGGAUAAGUUUAAAACUGAUGCUCGAUUGACUCUUCAAAAUUCAUUUUUACAUUUACCAGAAGUUGGGGAACAAAAAAUUGAUUCGUCAAAAUUUGGUCAAAAACAAUUAUUACUUUCUAGUAUUUCUACUAAAAAUAAGAGACAAAAUUCAAAAGGAGAGGCAUCACAUUCAUUUAAACUUGUUGAACUUACACAAGAAGAGUGGUGUAGAAAAUUGGGGGAAUUACGUGUUAGAUUGAAGGCUUUGUGGAGAGAAGAGAAACGUUUGGAUUGUAUAAAGUUAAUCUCAGAAUUAUUGGGUCAAUUGGGAACAGAAAAAACAGUUUGUUCUGCGCAAUUUUACCCAGCCCAAUUUGUUUAUAUAACUGAUUUGCUUGAUUUUUUUGGUCGUUUGGUUUGGUUAAGAUUGCUGCAAUGUGCACAGGAAGAAAGAAGGCAGGCUGGACUUGGUGAUUUGCCUGAAGAAUGGAAUAUUGGCGAUAUUUUAGAAGGAACUCGUCUAAAGGCCAGAAAUUGGUUUGGAAAGAUUAACCAAAUUGUUAAACUGGUUUCUUCUCGAAUUUAUACAGCAAUUCUUCCCUGUCAACGUUUCAUGGACCCAUGGCCUCAAGCAGCUCAACAAAAUGCUUUGGAACUUUGUAAUUCAAUUAGUAGUGCAGUCAAACAUCCUUUGGUCUCAAUUUAUUUGCGUUGUUAUUUGUGCCGUGUUUCUAUGCGUAUUCAACCGACAGAUAAAGCGCCACAUUGGAAAUGUUUAAAUGAUUGGUUGCAGACUUUUGAUAGUCAACCACCGUGUUCACUUUUAUGGCCAGCAAUGGAAUGGAUAAUUCAAUGUGCAGCAUAUCGAGCUGUUAUAUAUGAAGAUUUACAUCCAUUGUGGGAAUAUUGUAAAAGAGUAGAUAAACGCCCAAUAGUCUUAAUUCCUCUAAUAAAUGCUUUGCCUCGUCUCUAUUUGGGUGAAUAUUCUUUGGAAGUUUGCAAAAUUGUCGUAUCUUCCGAAAUUGUAACAGGAGAAGAAUUAUGUGCUCUAGGCUCUAGAUUACUCGAAAUCGAUGUUCCUCGAGCUGCAAAGAAGCCGAUAUUGCGGUCAUCGUGGAAGUGUGUUCUCCGCUUAGGUUCAACGAAAGAAUAUUUGUCUUGUUGUGAUUAUUGGUGUCAAUUUGUUGUUCGCCAUUUUACUAAAAAUGAACUUGAAGUUAUUCUUGAAAGUAUUUUUAGAAAAUUGCAGCAUGACAAGUAUGAAGCCCAUUUUGCUCAAUUACUCUCAAUUUGGUCAAAUAUAUUUAAUCAAUCUAUUCAAAUUAAACCUUUACUUGAAUUAGAAAUUUUUUCAAAAUUCUUUGUAAUAUUUCGUGCUGCUCCAGCUUCGUUAAGAAUUGAAGCAGCCAAAGUUGUUUUGAAUGGAAUUGUGAAAAGGCAUUUAAUUGGAGAAUUUAAGAAUGUCAGUGAUGCUUAUCAGAUUUUUUCUGUUUGUCAACUUUUACAUGAUUCCUUGGAACUUAGCGCUCCUUUAGAACAAAUUUUAGAAAAUACAAAAUUAAUUUGUUUUGCAUUGGAUAGAAUAUCUUUACAAGUUGAAGACGAUCCAGAACAAUGUUUAAAUUUUUUGGUUGAUUGUAGAGCUAAUUUUCCAAAUUGGGAUUUAAUUCAACGUUGGACUAUUAAACAAGUGCAAUCAUUAACAUUGAAUAUUACAAGAAAAGUAAAGUUUUCGUCGUCUAGAGCGGCGUUUUUACAAGGAUGUUUGGCUAAUUUAUUUGUUAGCAUUCCAUCUUUAUCUGAUCCUCUUGAUCGUAUUGAACUUUCUAUUCAAUCUGCUCAUAUUGCUUUGGUUGCUUUAGAUUUUAUUCACGUAGUUGCUUUUCUCAAUUUUUCAUUGGAACAAUUUACUCACAUUCAAUCGUGUUCAUUUUUUAAUUCAAAAUUUUCACAAAUUGUAGCUCAAUUUCUUUCACUUUUAUUAAUUAUUCCGGAAAUGGAGGAUUAUGAUGAUGAAGAGGAAAAUAAUGAUGUUGAAAGCCGAGUAAUUCCUUUUAAAUAUUUUGAUUCUUUUCUGCAUUGGUUGAUCAGGUUUUUUAAUUUUUCAAUAACAUAAUUUUUGUCAGCAGAUUGUUUUUUAAUUUAUUGUUUAUAUCGGUUCUGCUUGCUGUCCCCCACCCUAGUGGUCCAAAAGUUCUUUUUAUAAAGUUAAAACGAACGAUUUUUUUGA
Molecule: messenger RNA, 2571 nt
Organism: Meloidogyne enterolobii
Lineage: Eukaryota; Metazoa; Nematoda; Chromadorea; Rhabditida; Meloidogynidae
Source: the annotation of a GenBank genome assembly